Molecule: messenger RNA, 2220 nt
Organism: Strongylocentrotus purpuratus (purple sea urchin)
Lineage: Eukaryota; Metazoa; Echinodermata; Echinoidea; Camarodonta; Strongylocentrotidae
Exons: 2
Coding region: 963-2021 (352 amino acids)
Source: RefSeq, a predicted model, not a curated record
UUAGCGCAUUUUAAAGAUUUUUCUUUUUUAGGAGAGCGAGAAGGGGGAUGUAAGCACACAAGGCGUGUGCCACGCAUGAUGAACACGCAAAUAGGGGGAGGGUGCAGAUAAUGGGGGUGGGGGAGUUGAUCCCCGAGGCGCAAGUUGUUAGUUAAAACAAAACGAAUAGCAUCAACAAAAACAUUUCAUAUAUAGGAUUAUAAUAGUUAGAAUUAAGUUUGAGAAAUUAUUAUUAAAUAGCUGAACUUUCUUAUUAGGAUAUCUGCAGAAGAGAGCUGGAUAACUGUCACGCUGUCAACUAGUAAACAAUCAGCAUCAUUCAUCAUUAGAUUUCCAUUAUUUUACUUCAAAUACUUGUAUGUAGCUAACACUACUGUGAAAAAAUAGGUUGAGGAAAAUAGGCAAAUAUUUUUAUACGUACGUGCUAAAAACCAUGUGCGUGUAUGUGUAUGUGUGUGUGCGUGUGUGUGUGUGGAGAGAUAUGUUCUACUCUUUGUCACAUCGGAAGUAAUGUUGACAUAACAAUAUUCAACAAUUCAACAGAACUAGAUCGGGACACAAUGGGAUAGUAAACAAAUACUUGAAAUUGGCAUAGUUGGAAGGCGGUCUUCUGCAACCUUGGAAACGAUGCCUGCAAUUAGGCGUUUAAAAGUAUUGAUAAGAUCACAUUCGAAUAUAUAGGUCAUAAUCUUCAUAAUCCUCAUUAGAGUUGAUGAGAGCAGAAUAUACAGUGGUCGAGUCAACGAGAGUCGUAAUAUACCCUUUCAAAAAUGAAUCAUAACAGCUGAUGAUCAUCAUCGUCGUACAUCUGUUGCUAAUAAAAUCAUAUUCGUGGACAUCAUAAAGGAAGCGAUAUCUGAGGGGAAAGGUAAAUAACGAUCGCUGAGCUAUUGUAUCGUGAGCAAAACUUUGUGUUGGUUUAGGAAUAACAAUCGACUAGGCGCGGUCGCCUUGGUUACAUCAUGGCCGGUCGCCUGCAAAAGUCAACCAAGGCUGACAAAUUUCGCUUCUUGAACAUAGGUCUCGAGAAGAAAUACGCUUCUCAAAUUGACGACCUCGACCGGAAGCAGAUGCUUGCACUGGGUCAGAUUUUUCGGGAGACAAGGAAGAUCGAAAUUGAACUUCAGCAGCAGCGAAAUGCGAGGUUGACAGAGCCGAUUCCGGUCCAUCUACGCGGGGAAGGGAGGAGAUUAGGCGGGUCGACAUUGACGAAUAUUUGGAGGGACUCGGCAUCACCAGGAGCGGAUAGUCAUCUGGGCAUGCGCAGAAGCGCGAGUGCAGGCGAUUUGCAAGGCAUGUCGCCUGGGAAUAUUCGCGCGCGUGGUCAGAUACCCACUGAAAAUCUUUCGAGACACUUUCCUAAUACAGCAUCAUCUAAAAGGAAAGUGCGUUUUGAGGAUGAUCCGGAGAAAACAGCGAAAGAGGAACCGAUAAAACAGUCGUCAGUUGCCACGAUAUCACCGGGAGAACGAACAGGAAAUGUCGCCUUUUCUGCCGAGCGCAUUUUCGACUCCACACGAGCAUUGACCGUCUACAGGCGACUACAGAGGAAAGUCCAGGAGUCCCUGGAACACGGAAACAAUUCGAAGAACCCCGAAGCAGCAGUCGAAUCCACAAUGAAGCUUAUGAAGCGCAGACAGCAGCGAAAAAUGCGUGAGGAGCAAGCCGAGGCAGCAAAGAAGGGCGGGAAAAAGUUUUCGUCAUCGUCUGGACCCGAGUUGCGAGCACGAGAAAAGGUGACCGACUCGUUGACGAAAACUGGGUGUGCACAAGGAUGGCGAACUCCCCGACGAGAGAAAGACGGCGUUCGUUCUACGAACAAAGAGGCUUAUCGCUUACCAUCAUUUACAUUUGAUGACGAAUCAGUUCAUGUAAAUAGAAGUGUAGCUAGUGGCUCAAAUAAGUUGGAAGGUCGGAAGUUGAUGGAGAGGGAAACUAAACUCUACCUUGGUAAGAUUCAGCAGACAGCUGAGAAUAAACGGGUGACGAGAAAGAUCGAUGAUUACUUCGCUAAAUACUAAUCUGGCAUAAGUCUAGGCUAUAUGAUUUCAAAUCAGAUUAGUUCACUAAACGGGCAAGUAGAAUGUAGGCUACUUAAACCAACUGAUAUUAAUGACGUGAUAAAAACUCAGAAGACUGAAUAUAGGAUUCUUCUUAAACCAUCGGUUCUGUUGAUCUUUGAGAGCCAGACUGAGGGUCACGGUUUUAGCUGAACGCAGA